Messenger RNA from Astyanax mexicanus (Mexican tetra), 1784 nucleotides. RefSeq names its product testis-specific serine/threonine-protein kinase 6. The transcript is spliced from 3 exons. Gene Ontology annotation, biological process: mitotic cell cycle; regulation of cytokinesis; protein phosphorylation. The record is from RefSeq and is a predicted model, not a curated record. Gene Ontology annotation, molecular function: ATP binding; protein kinase activity. Lineage: Eukaryota; Metazoa; Chordata; Actinopteri; Characiformes; Acestrorhamphidae. Gene Ontology annotation, cellular component: cytoplasm; centrosome; spindle pole. Bases 133 to 1215 code for a protein of 360 amino acids.
UGAGGAACAGUUCAGUCCAGUGUUUUUACUGCAUUCAACCUUAUAUUUUGAACGCUCUUAUCUAGAACCAUCUUUACUAGACCCGAGAGAGAUAGAGAGAGAUAUUCUACAUCAGAUUUUACUUCCAGGAACAUGGGGACAAACAGCAUUGACACCAACGAGGUCCUGGAGAUGUUGGGGUUCAAAGUGCUCUGCGAACUCCGCCGUGGAUCCUUUGGCUGUGUUAAACUUGCCGAAUCUGACAGACACCUUAGAAACGUGGCCAUCAAAGUGAUAGACUUGAAGCAAAUACCGUCUUGUUUCACCGCUAAACAUUUACCCAAUGAACUCGCGAUACUUAGAACAGUGAAGCACCCUCACAUAAUUGAGAUGCUGAACCUGUUUGAGAUGCCUAACAGGGAGGUGUAUAUUGUGAUGGAGGCUGCUCCAACAGAUCUCCUCACCAUGGUCCUGGAGUUUGGCAGAAUCCCUGUUAGGCAGGCCAGUAUAUGGUUCUACCAACUUCUCAGUGCUGUGGACUAUCUUCACCAAAACGACAUAGCCCAUCGAGACCUCAAGCUCAACAACGUGCUCCUGGCUUGGAACGGUGAAAUCAAACUGACCGAUUUUGGCUUCGGAUGCUUUUCAAAAGGCUAUCCUGAUUUAAGGAGCUCACUGUGUGGAAACAAACACUAUUCCGCCCCUGAGAUGCACAGUAAAAACUAUGAUGCAAAGAAAAACGAUGUUUGGAGCCUGGGGGUGAUUUUCUACGGCAUGAUCAUCGGCGAGUUACCCUUCAUGAGAUCCACACUGGAGGACUUGAUCAAAUUCCAGCGCAUAUCCUUCACCUAUUCAGAUCACGUGGAGGAACCAUGUAGGGCCUUUAUCUCCUACAUGCUGCAGGGCAACCCUUCCACUCGGCCUUCUGUGAAAGAGGUGCUGCAGCACCCUUUUCUGGAAUCGGCACAAGAAAGAUGUUUAGGGAGAUUUGUGGUGGUUCCAGUCCUUGAGCUAGAUUUCACAAGUCAAACUGAGGAGAAGAAGGAGGAGAAAGAGGAUGGGGAGAAGGAAGAGGAGAAGAACGAGGAUGAGGAUGAGGAGAUAUCUGGCUGCUGUCCAUUUUAUGCUGCAUUUAAAAAGAAAGCUAAAGCUUAUGUUGCAGCACCAAUUAUUAGAGCAGCCAGGAAAAUUAGAAAGAGGAUGAAGAAGAUAUUUGGGAGGGACGAUCCUGUCUAGCAGGAGAAGGAGAAGAAAGAGGAUGAGAAUAAGGAAGAGGAGGAGAAAGAGAAAUAGUAUGAGGAGGUGGUAGUGGUGGUACCUGGCUGCAGUCCACUUUUUGCUGUAGGAGGAGGAGAAAGAGGAUGAGGAUAAGAAGGAGGAGCAGGAGAAGAUCAUAAGAAAGGAGGAGGAGGUGAAAGAAUAAGAAGGAGAAAGAGGAGAAGGAGGAGAAGGAGGUGGUGGACGAGGUUCUCAGCGAAGACAGGAGGGUCUGUCACGCGAGUCAGAAGCUAUGGAGGCACAGCAGUGGGAGAGGCAGAAAGUCUGGAGGUCGAAAUUCACUCUUUUUUUUUCUGUAUAUCCGAUGUCCACCCAAGGAGGUUGGGUUCCUCUUUUGAGGCGUGGCUCCUCCCAAGGUUUCUUCCUCUUAAUCCGAGGGAGUUUUUCCUUGCCCCUGUCGCCACAGGCUCACUCAGAAGAGGCUGGGAACUAGAAAAAACAGGCUAUGUUAUGUCCAUUAACUGCGAGGGCUUCACCGCCGUAUAAAAAACAAGGGCCAAGAUUUUGUAAUUCUAAACAAAUACAGU